AUGAGUAGGGGGGCACUAAUAAACCGGAACGGGAGGAGGUCGCGACUGAAAUUCGCAAGUCAGGACCUGACAUCCCACAAAACAACAGCGAAAACCUCAAGACCCAGAAUCAACUCAAAAGCCUCCCGAGUCAGACUCAGCAGAAAAUUCCAAUCCACCAAGGAGCCGGGUGGUUUAGAGGAGAUAACAGACAACCGGACCGAGACGGAGGCAGGACCAGAAGGAAAGAAGGGAAGCGACUGGGUAUCAAGAGGCCUCCGAUGA
This is a messenger RNA of Plasmodium inui San Antonio 1, 264 nucleotides long. RefSeq lists its product as hypothetical. NCBI's taxonomy places the organism in Eukaryota, Apicomplexa, Aconoidasida, Haemosporida, Plasmodiidae. The record is from RefSeq and is a predicted model, not a curated record. Bases 1 to 264 code for a protein of 87 amino acids. The transcript has a single exon.